AUGGAAGACUCUAUCAAUAAGCCUUGGAGAACAAUGCCCGCCAAGAGAAUGAGUCAAGACCAAGCAACGGGUUUGAUGUAUCUCUUCUACGCAUUGGCAGUAUACACAAGCAGCAGGGUUGGUGGUCUAGGUCAGUGCCUGACGCUCAUUUUUCUUGGGUACUGGUACAACAUUGGAGGAGGUGGUGAUACCAGCUCUGUUGUUCGGAACUUCAUCAACGGCCUGGGUUUCAUAUGCUAUACCUCAGGGGCAUUGCAGUUGGAACUGAGUCCCUCUGAGUGGCAACUCUUCAUCGAUCCCAACGAAGUAGGCCUGCAAUGGCUUGGAAUUAUUGGGGCGAUUGUCUUCACAACAGUUCAGCUUCAAGACUUCUAUGAUCAGGCUGGAGACUCGGCAAGAGAUCGCAAAACGCUCCCGCUUGUCAUUGGUGAUAAGCCUGCUCGGUAUAUCACAGCUGCGUGCAUGGUGAUUUGGGGUCUGUUUACCCCUUGGUAUUGGGGAUUUGCAAGCGGAGGGAUGAGUUUUGCCGUUUUGCGUGGCUUUGCAAUGUAUCUCGCUGCUUUAGCUUGGAUUAUUUCAGUCCGAAUCCUUAUCUUUCGCAGUGUCCGGGCUGACAGAUUGACUUUUGUUCUUUGGAAUGUUUGGCUAGUCAGUCAGUAUGCUUUGCCGCUCUGUGCAAAACUCAGUCAAACUCGACCAGGCAAGGCAUGCUAG
Molecule: messenger RNA, 714 nt
Organism: Penicillium malachiteum
Lineage: Eukaryota; Fungi; Ascomycota; Eurotiomycetes; Eurotiales; Aspergillaceae
Product: UbiA family prenyltransferase
Exons: 1
Coding region: 1-714 (237 amino acids)
Cellular component (GO): membrane
Molecular function (GO): transferase activity, transferring alkyl or aryl (other than methyl) groups
Source: RefSeq, a predicted model, not a curated record